Messenger RNA from Amblyraja radiata (thorny skate), 1589 nucleotides. RefSeq names its product gap junction protein epsilon 1a (gene gje1a). Gene Ontology annotation, molecular function: gap junction channel activity. The record is from RefSeq and is a predicted model, not a curated record. Bases 229 to 861 code for a protein of 210 amino acids. Gene Ontology annotation, biological process: cell-cell signaling. NCBI's taxonomy places the organism in Eukaryota, Metazoa, Chordata, Chondrichthyes, Rajiformes, Rajidae. Gene Ontology annotation, cellular component: connexin complex. The transcript is spliced from 3 exons.
AGAAUGGAGGUCACAUUGGUCUCCCGGCCUUUGUUUCCAUCGUUCUGUUGUGCUCUCGCUGUUGUUUUUCUUCCGAGUGAGUGUGGUUCAGCGAGAGGCCUUGUGGACGGUCAUGGUGCGCUCUCCCAGCAGAGCGAACUGCAAGGCACUAAUGCUUUCUGCGCUAUUGUUGGAGAUGUACCCGCGGCCAGCGUAGCGCUGUAACCCGGGGUGCUUGCUCCGUUGCACAUGUACCGGGGUAACAUGUCUUUGAAUUAUAUUAAGAACUUCUAUGAAGGAUGUCUCAGGCCUCCGACCGUCAUUGGGCAGUUCCACGUCCUCUUCUUCGGUUCGGUGCGAAUGUUCUUCCUGGGAGUGCUGGGCUUCGCUGUCUACGGGAAUGAGGCCCUGCACUUCAGCUGCGACCCCGACAGGAGGGAGCUCAACCUAUUUUGCUACAACCAGUUCCGGCCCAUCACGCCCCAGGUAUUUUGGGCUUUGCAGUUGGUCUCCGUUUUGGUUCCUGGAGCAGUAUUCCAUCUACAUGCCGCUUGUCGCAACAUUGAUCAAGAGUUGAUCCUUCAGAGAUCAUCAUUCACUGUCUUCUACAUCAUUUCUGUCCUGUCCAGGAUCAUCCUGGAGACUGUGGCUUUCUGGCUGCAGAGUCACCUGUUUGGAUUCCAGGUCCAUCCGAUCUUCAAGUGCAAUGCCACGUCCCUUAACAAGCGUUUCAACAUCACCAAGUGCAUGGUCCCUGAGCACUUUGAGAAGACAAUUUUCCUGAGUGCCAUGUACAUCUUCACUGCCAUCACACUGCUCCUGUGCAUUGCUGAAAUAUUUGAGAUACUUUGCAGAAAGUUUGGCUAUUUGUCUACGCAAUAACCAACCUGCCACUGAUCUACGCAAUAGCCGACCUGUCACUGAUCUGUCUGAAGAAGGGUUUCGACCCGAAACGUUGCCUAUUUCCUUCGCUCCAUAGAUGCUGCUGCACCCGCUGAGUUUCUCCAGCAUUUUUGUGUACCACUGAUCUGACAGAUUCUGCUUAUUUAUCAGUCAAUCUCAGCAGACACAAACGAAUCACAGUUGAAAGUAGCUUUCAAACUUUGCUGAGAUACUGUGGGAAACAGUAUCUGUCAAAAUUAAUGAUCUAUUUCUAUCAUUCUAAGAUUUAAUUUUGGGAAUUAGCUAAGUAGACAGAUUUGCUCCUCAAAACACAUGAAUUCUAUUACUAGCAGAACAGAAUUUAUUUUAAACCCUUGAAGUGGAUAAACUGAAUUACACAAUAAUUACACAAUAACUCUUCAAUAAACAUGAUUACAAUUCAGUUAGGAUACAAUUUCUACAUCUUGAUAAAAUGUUUAUAACAAAAUGCGCACCAUGGUAAUGUAUGACGAGUUUGCAUUAGCAACUUGUCCUUUAUCUCUGAUGCAAAAGAUCGGUCAGCAGAAUUUAUGCACUUUCUGGGGGAAUCUAUAUAAACUGACAUUUCUGUUAAUAGAGAACUUGGAACAGUACUGCACAGGAACAGUACAGCACAGGAACAGGCUCCUCAGCCCACAAUAUCAGUGUCGAAAAUAAUGCCUCCUUAAACCAAUGUCCUCUGCCUGUAU